AUGAAGCCGACAGCCCUGCAGCUGCUGCUAUGGCACAGCGUAUUCUGGAUGGCAGGAGAAGCCACCCCCCCGCACCCUGCCCACAGCCUGCCCCAGAGCUUCCUGCUCAAGUGCUUGGAGCAAGUGAGGAAGAUCCAGGCGGAUGGCACAGAGCUGCAGGAGAUGCUGUGUGCCACCCACAAGCUGUGCCACCCUGAGGAGCUGGUGCUGCUUGGGCACUCUCUGGGCAUCCCCCAGGCUCGCCUAGGCAGCUGCUCCAGCCAGGCCCUGCAACUGCCAGGCUGCCUGAGCCAAAUGCACAGCGGGCUCUUCCUCUACCAGGGCCUGCUACAGGCCCUGGCAGGGGUCUCCCCUGAGCUGGCCUCCACUGUGGACCUGCUGCAGCUGGAUGUCAAGGACUUGACCACCAACGUCUGGCAGCAGAUGGAAGACCUGGGGGCGGCCCCUGCCUUGCAGCCCACCCAGGGCACCAUGCCAACCUUCACCUCUGCCUUCCAACGCCGGGCAGGAGGGGUUCUGGUUGCUUCCAACCUGCAGAGCUUCCUGGAGCGGGCCUACCGGGCUCUGCGCUAUCUCGCUGGGCCCUGA
Molecule: messenger RNA, 588 nt
Organism: Condylura cristata (star-nosed mole)
Lineage: Eukaryota; Metazoa; Chordata; Mammalia; Eulipotyphla; Talpidae
Gene: CSF3
Product: colony stimulating factor 3 (granulocyte)
Exons: 5
Coding region: 1-588 (195 amino acids)
Biological process (GO): positive regulation of cell population proliferation; immune response; positive regulation of myeloid cell differentiation
Cellular component (GO): extracellular region
Molecular function (GO): cytokine activity; growth factor activity
Source: RefSeq, a predicted model, not a curated record